Messenger RNA from Spirometra erinaceieuropaei, 7482 nucleotides. Lineage: Eukaryota; Metazoa; Platyhelminthes; Cestoda; Diphyllobothriidea; Diphyllobothriidae. The record is from the annotation of a GenBank genome assembly.
AUGGACUUUCAGUCAGCGUCGAUCUCGGAUAUAGAGAAGGAAUUUACGAUCGGCUUUGCGAUCGCAGUCUUUAAGGAUAUAAACCAGGUCGCCCGACUCCUGAGAAUAAUUUAUCGACCACAAAAUUUCUACGUCUUCCAUGUGGACCGUAAAUCCAGCGACGAGUUCUAUCGGGCAGUCGUGGAGGUGCAGAAGUGUUUUGGUGAAAAUGUUCACGUCGUGCAACGAGAAGAGAGUGUGAACGUGCGUUGGUUCACCUUUACCGUCCUCGGGCUGGAACUAAUUUCAGCAAGAAAACUGCUGCAAAUGGGACAAUGGAAGUAUUUCAUCAACCUGACGGGUCAAGAAUUGCCGCUGAGAACUAAUUUGGAACUGGUAUUGGCUCUGAGGGCCCUAAAUGGUUCGAAUUUGGUCGAGGGGACUGUCAGGCAUCGGAAUUCAGAUCGAAUACCACAGGUUAACUUGUCCUUUCCGGUAGGUUGGAUCGGUACUUUUAUAAUUCCGUUCGUUGAGAUUUGCCUGCAGUUUUACAGUCGCGAUUAUUACAAGAAUAUGUAUUUUGCGCUUUAGGACACUGAAAGAACUCUAAAUCAUCGUAUCGCUUCUUCUGCAAAUUGUAGACAAACGCUUCAUCAAACGUGCCAUAAAUACUGCUACUUUAACUUAAGGCAAGCGCUCAGAUAUUGUUCAUCAAUCUCAGAAAUUAUCGUCAAAUGUCUACAUAUGGCUAUCCGUACCCUACGAGAGUAGAGGAAUUGAUAAUCUCGAUUUCUCACUGGCACGCUUGCUAUUGGUUCUCAAGUAGCACACAGUUUUCACAGGAGUUCAGUUCACCCCUUUGAUACUUAAGAUUAAUCACGAUAGAGUAGCUGGUAAGCCUGUAGGUUCGCCAACUAGGUACGUACCCAUCGUAGCAUAAGAAUUUUUUUCUAGUUGAUUUGUUCGAUGUUGACAAUAGUGAUGAUAUGGUAGUGGGUUUUGCAGCUAUUUGUGAAUGAUGAAGGACACGACAAUACCCAGAAACAUAGUAUGCAUUUGCAAGGAAUAAAGUUUUGACAAAUAAUCUAGCCACUGAAUGCACCUCUCUCGUAGUUGGUCUUGGAAUCAGGCCAGAUAAGAGACGGAAUAGAAAUAGUUUAGUUCUGAUUGAUCUACCAUGCAGUAAGUGAGCUAACUCAUGAAAUGUCGACCGAAAUUACGAAAUGCGUUUUCAUUUCGAAAAGAUUAAUUUAGCAGGAUUGCAAAACUAAUUAUCGUGCAGCAUAAUUAUGUAGCAAUUCGGGUACCUCGGAAAUGCUGGCUUUUGAACGAACUUCGUUCCGCAACAUGCAAAAACUACACUUCGCAAACAAGGACUGCUUAAUUAGAAUGCACUUUUCUCAUUUAUUUUCGACAACCUUAAAAUGCAACUAUAUUUCACGGAAAUAUGUAUACAAGUAUUCAUCCUCUCACUGGGUAGAAAAUGACGUCUUCUUUCUAUUUUAUACUAGGGCGAAAGGCAUAAUACUAUUUUCAAAUGCUUUUCCAAGUCCCUAAUACCUUUGAGCCCGACCAGCCGUUACACUUGAAUUCAGGGUUUCCAAACUACAAACCGUAUAUUUUCCGCUUACGGAAAACAAUACGCUUCACUACAGUAUUAAGAGGAGACUAUAUGGAGGUUUUAAAAUGCAGCAAUUAAGUUGAGCCAUAUUAUAAACUUUACAAGCCACAUUGGUAAAUGCAAAGACAUGACGUCUUAUGAACGGACAAUCCACGGUAUUAAAAACUCGUACUUAGAAACAUUUUUAAACCAAAUUAUACCAUUCCGUCUAGUAUACAGUUGAAAGACGUCGUCAUUUACUACCAAAUGAGCGAAAGUAUGAAUAUUUUCAUGUAUAUUUCCAUAAAAUACAGUUGUAUUUUUAGAGUAUCGAAAACUAAUGAGAAAAGUGCCUUCUAAUUAAGCAGUCAUUUUUUGUAGAGUGUUGUUUUUGCAUGCAGCCGGAAAGAAGUUUUUUCAAAAGCCAGCAUUCGCGAGGUAACUGAACUACUGCACAUUUAUACUGCACGAUAACUAGUUUCAAAAUUAUGCUUUGUUGAUUUUUUUCGAAACGAGAACGCAUUUCAUAAUUUCGUUCGACAUUUCAUGAGUUAGCCCACCAACUGUAUUUCAAGUAGAAUUAAUAUUUAAAGUCCCAGACAUUUGUUUCACCGAUUUUUCCGCUGCUGCCCGACGUAGCUAAUCAAUGAGUCCUACAGCGUGGUUCAUCUCCAUUUUGACACAUUCGUCAUUUUAGCACGUCGAAUGUGUUUUUAUUUUUCCAGUGCUGCUGAAAAUGCCAACAAACCAGUGAAAGGUUCGGACUUUAGUAGGCAACAAAUCUUCCUUCGUAUAAACGCUAAAUGCACACAUUGCUCUUCCUCCGGUCUGAGCAGGUGUUUCUCGGCAUGUGGUGAGGAACGGCAGUUGCAGAAGACAGCUCGUUUUGGCUUGCUCCUCCCCUUUAUAUCGCAGGGUUUCGAUAUCCAUGAACUUUUGUUACUGGCAGUUUUAUUACCUCAUAGUCUGUAAGUAACUUCUCAAAAAUCCCAUUCGAUGGGUUCUUCUCGCCAAAGAAGUGGAUGAAUGCAACAUUUCUUGUCGUCCAAAAGUGAUUAGAGUGACUUUACGUAAUCUGGUUGAAAAAUACUCCUUCAUCCGGGAAUCACUGCCUCUCGAGAAAAUUGUUUCAUUUGACCUGUACUGCCAUUGGUAUUCGCCCCUGUCAUGUAUGGCCAUAUCUACCUAUGAUGGAUAUUUUAACCGUGUGGAAUCCCUAUUUUCCAAACGGUCUGCAUUACAAAAAAUGUGUUAGGUCAACAUUCUACUGUAAGGACGUCAGUUGCAUGACUCAAGCGUAAUCAUGAUAUGACAGAAUAUUCUCUUGUGUGUACUUGUCAACAGGUUACAUGGGUGAAAGGGGGAGUACACGCAGCGCUGAGAAGGGAGUUUGUGGAAUUCAUGCUGUUUGAUCCAAAGGCCAAUGCAAUUAUGGAAGCUCUCAAAACGCACUCUUACAACAAAUGUCCGGACGAGCAGUUCUUUGCUACGCUCGUCUACAAUCCCCAGCUCGGUGCGCCUGGAGCCUGCUUACGUGUUCAUGAAUCGGAUGACGAUGCCGUGGACGCAAGCCGCCUUCACUAUCUCAUCCGCUACAAGAAAUGGUACGGCAAGGACUGCCCCACGAAAACUCAACGUGCAAUUUGUAUCCUCGGAUCAAUGAGCCUUUCAAGUUUGGAGAAGGCGCAGGAACUUAUUGCGAACAAAUUUCACGAAGACUAUUAUCCCGAGGCUUACGAUUGUCUAGAACUCCAUCUCUUGCAACGGACGUACAACCCACAACCAUUCAACUCGACCCCGUACGCACGGCUGUACUGCUCGCAGGAGCACUUGUGACUGUCCCAACAUCACUACGGGAGCCGAGUUGGACACCGUUCUGCCUUAUAAUUUGCGUGAAUUCCUAUUUUUUACCCAAGGAAGUGGCUUUUUUGUAAAUACGUAUGCUUUGAAGACAUUUUUGUUAAGACUUACAGGUUCAUAGGUUGUGUUGAAGAAAAACAUGCAAUGACAGAUACAAAAACCUGCUCACUACACAUAUGAACCGUUCUACAAAGCGUGACGUUUAUAGCGGCCUGCACACAGGUGUGUCGAUUGAGGUAUAGUACGCACACGCAUCGACACCCUCCUGUCCCGAAUUUACGGAGACGGCCGUAUUCUGACGAGUUAUCUAUGAAAAAGAUGUUCCGCCUACCGUGUAAUAUACUGUGAAAUGGCCGCGUAUGAAUUACUCGUCACCAAUGACCCCACAUAUAUCGAAUUCAGAGUGGGAGUUUCUGAUUGCAGGAAGGAAACGGCCAGCCCGGGAGGUUAUAUGGCGACGAAUAAUAUGAACGAGAUGACAAAAUGCUUCAGUCCCGGUUCGUUCAGUUACGUCUUGUCAGUUGGGACGAAAUAUUUGAAUGUACAGGGAAGUUUCCUUCGUCACUGAUUUUGAUUACAAGCUAGUCGUUGUAGACCACAUAACGUCUGAAUUGAUUCCUGAGAGCAAGACUGACGGGAUAACGCAUUACUCGGCUGGCAUUAAUUUAUGUCUGUUUGCAUUUGCGUAGCGUUUCUGCCUGAAAAGCAGUCAAUUUUUUGAUCAUAGGUGUUGGAUCCAGCGUAACUGUAUGUUAGUACUUCUAUCGUCCCGCGCGGCUUGCCAAUUCUGCCACUCCGUUUAACUGAAUAUGCCAGUCCGCGAUUAAAAUGAUCUCCUUAAUCCGUCCUUAAACUGAACCCAUUUCAGGUUCUUGUACUGCAACAUCCAUCCUCCAGAUAAUUUCCACACCAUUGUUUUCUUUCAUUUCACCGAGUAAAUUCUAAGUAUUCUCCUCAAACGCAACUCGAGGUCGCACCUAGUACUCCAUUCACCUCUUGCUGCAUGUGGAAUUUUACACAUUUCUCAGAGUGGGUAAAAGGCGAUUUCAUUCAUUGGGUAUGGCAUAGAAAAGUGUUUUCUGAAAUUGAUGAACGCUUCGCUCACGGACAAAUUACAGUGUGCCUACUUGCACGGAGAAGUUCUCGUAUUUUAAGGUAUAGUUAGGAAACAUGGAAUUUUUACUGACAUAUCUGAUAAGCCUUCAAAGGGACUAUAUCACUCAGGAAAAGUUACCGAUAAAGCAGGGUAAGAAGUGGCGUAAACCCACGUAGACCCUAACACGGCGGCAUCGUCGAACAUGUGGGCGUCUACCAGUCACAGAAUGCUUUAUUUUUUCGCGCUAAUGUCCGAUGCAUGUAUAACUGCAGCCAUAUUUCAUUUAGGAGGUGUAUGCAAAAUUCGUGUUAACGUAUUUUUUGUGAGAAAACAGAUUUUCUCUUUACUUUUACAUUUAAACGAAGUAAGUUAUUUUACUGUUUGAAAAACCUCCUAGUAAUGGUGUACUAAUUAAUUAAUUCUCUGAUCAUCCGCACUCAGGAAAGACCAAAGAUCACAGUACUAGUGUUUUCGAGUAAAUAUGAAGAUAAAUCAAAUUAUGUAUCGUUACACUUUGCUGAGCAAGAAUUCCGCAAUACAUUUGAGGCAUCAUCCACGGGAACAGAACACACUUGUAUGUGUCUAUCAAAGACGGAAUCUCUCUGAUCCAAAGGUUUGCGACUUUCUGCCGUCUUAAUGAAAUUCACGGCAAUGAAGAGUUUGAUUUAGCAUUUCAGUUAUUCGUGCAAGUAAUAAUUUUGGUUUUGCGUUGACCUACCAAAGGCAUAAUCUAUGUGCAGGAGUCUUUUACUUUUUGACAGGCCCUAGAACUUUGUCAGAAACAUCGCCUUUAUUUGAUCUGUGAGUUUUAUUUUCAAGUUCUUGUUGUCCUAGUAAAUGGCCAUGUUGGUUAAACCAAAUACAUGUCUAUGAUCGAUUUUUUGAAAUUUCAGUGUAUAACUGUUUUAGUGGUGGUAUACACAAUUUCUGAAAUUCACAUGUAUGCAAAUCAAGCGAAGAGAUUUAUUUUUGAUGAAAGCAUUCUCAAAAAUCAGUCUCUUGGAAUUUACAGGGUUGAUCUAAAGUUUCAGCCAAAGGGCUCUUGAUAAAUCUUCAAUUGUCAAGUGCGUAAAAAUAGUCCAUUUCAUGAGCAUUGGUAAAGGGAAAAAUAAGGUUCCUGCAAGUGACCUCAGAAUAACCGGCACGAACGUUACCUUGGUCAGGUUUGAGAAGAUAGAACUGGGGCCUUCGUUUUGCGUACCACGAAACGGUUGCUUAAAUUAGUUUUAUGUAAAAGAUGCAUAAAAUAAAUUAAUUUAAUUUGCCUGCAUAUAGGGUUAAUCAAGUAGUUGAGGGAGUGAAUUGUUUCUGUUUGGCUUAUCAAUAUGAAAAAUUAUAUUGGGGCAUGCGUGGUAUCCCCUUGAAACUCCAUUGUCCAAAAUUUUGCAAAAUGAAGGGAUCACUUCUGGAGUUUUGAUAAAAAACAACACAUGAGGAUGAACUUCUCCCCUAUACGAAAGUGGAUAUGCAACGGAGAAGAUCUCGCUUCUCGGCCGUCCGCACAGGCUUCGGGCUAUUAAUCAAAUGCGAAUAAAACGGUGUCCACGAAACAGCCAUCAUUUAACACAGAAUACAAUGACACGCUCAUCUCUCUUAACGCACCCAAGUAGAAAGCGUAGAAGAAGUCGCCGAUUAAGGCAGUACACUCUCAGGUAGCGACGAAAUCGACAAUAAAGCUGCCUUUUGGAUCUCGAAGCCAUCGGGAGCUUCGUCAGGAAUUACCAUGGUUCCCAUCUCAACAUAAAACUCAAGAUGUACAGGGCAGCUCUCCUACUGACUCUAUGCUAUGAGACGGAGAAAUGAAUCUUCUACGCCGACUAAGACAGAAAAUGUAAUCACUUUUGUUCCAGUGCUCACCGGAGAUUAUUAAACCUCCGGUAGCAAAACAGGAUUUUAAACACACAAGUCUUUGUGCGAAAAAACAUGCUCAACAUUAACGUCAUCCUGAGGCAGCUACAAUUGCCUUGGAGUGAAAACACCCGGCGAUCGCUGAAGAGCUUUCAUCCGUGCCAUUCUUGUUCUACGACGUCGCUACGUUGCUUCCUGAAACACGAAAAAACGAUGGUUAAGAACACUCUGAAACCUCUUUUGAGCAACUGGAAAUCAACACGGAAACUUAAGAUGACCUCGUCCAAGAUUUGCCGGCCGAGGGAAGAGGAGUAAUGGCUGGAGGUGAGAUCUACGGGGAUAACCGCAUAACAAUUGCCAAACCAAAAGGAGCGACCUACAAAUCUGAAGCGUCUCCAGCCCUAAACAUCAACGCCCAGGCUACUUAAACAAGUGCAAGCUGCCAAGGAACAUUCGGUUCACGCAUCCACCUCGUUGAACAUCUCCGAACCCAAUACAACAACAACCCGACAACUGCACCUGCUGCUAACAGAACCGGAAAAGCGAGUUCCGGAAGAAGGCAGUCACGAAAAAUGAGAUACGAUCGAUGAAACAAAGUCAGAUUAGGCUGAUGUUUCUGGUUCUCACCCGAAUCCAUCAUCAGAGGCAGAGGCAGGCAAGGGUGGUGAAUUGCUCAGAUGUUGCAGUUUUCAGGGGUUGUGGUUGCUAGGCCGCCACAUGCCUAUCAUAGUGGGCAGCCCAAAGGUGCAUGAAGGUUCGACUGGUCACGUGUUGCGGUAUGCGGUUGCCAUGUCGUUGCUACGCCGAUGCGUGCCGGUCAGGAUUAUCAACCCCCUCGCUCAUCGCGUGCAAUCGAGGUGCAGGCGAUCGCGUCUCAUUCUUUUUAUCUGCUGUGUUUGUGAACAGCCUGCACUAACACCCACGGCCCCCAAGACGGCGACCUCCUCCAUCGCCGAUCACAUUGAUGAUGCCCCGACUCCGCCUCCUCCGUCAUCGUCGACCACCACCACCACCACCACCACCACCACCACCACCACCACCACCACCACCACCACCACCACCACCACCACCACCAUCCCUGUCACAACUCUCAGUAUGA